CCCAAGAUCCGAGACCAUGAGAAGUUUUACUUCGAUGACGGCACGAUUAUCUUGUCUGUGCAAGGAGUCCAUUUCCGGUUGCAUACAGGGAUCCUCGCUAUGCAUUCGCCCGUCUUCACGGACAUGACUACUCUUGGUUCUGCCUCCUAUCAAGGAGGCGCCAUCGGAGGGAACCUCGACCCGUGUCCCAUUGUUGAGAUGCAAGACUCCAUCCACGACUGGCGUCACGUUCUGCGCGUCAUCUAUAACAUCAAACCAUUGACGAGGUGCGCAUGCUCCUUUUCUGGAAGUAUCGGGGACGAAACCUACCGUCCCACCUUCGACGAAUUGUCCGCUUACGUCCGUCUUGGCCACAAGUACCAGAUGGACGCCUUUUACGAACCCGCGAUGGAUUAUCUAGAGCGUUUCUUCUCUCCCACCCUCGACCGCUGGAACAAGUGGAGCUCUCGGGACGAACUGUACACGCUCCCCGGAUGCGCCCCCGAGAGCGCCAUCGGGAUCGUCAACCUCGCUCGGCUGACCGGAAAGGAGUCGCUCGUUCCCCUCGCCUUGCUGUCUUGCUGUCAGCUGGGCGGGAAGCUGUUGAAGGGCCUCGCUCGCCCGGACGGGACCUACGAGACGCUGUCCACGGAAGACUUCGAGCGCUGCUUCAACGCCAUGCCCAGGCUGACCUCCCACGGGAUUGAGUGGAUGCAAGUCCUGACCAGCACUCGAUUUGAAGGUCCAUGCCCAAAUAUAUCUGACCCGCGCCACCUCACUCGCGACGAAAAUUUCUACUAUCACGACGGGACAAUCAUUCUUGUCGUGAACAGUGUCGAGUUCCGCGUCCACGCCGGAAUCCUGUGUCAGAAUUCUCCAGUAUUCAAGGACAUGCUCUCUUUGGGCGUGUCUUCCACGGCAUCAUUGGACGGAUCCACGAACAGCGAAGAUGCUUCGUGCCCCGUCGUCGAGCUACACGACUCUGCGCGCGACUGGAGACAUGUUUUGAGCGUUCUCUACGACUCGAGCCCCCUAAAUCGAUCCCAUCAAAACCGCGGCGAGAAAGACUGGCAUCGAAACUUCAACGCAGUCUCCGCCUACGUCCGCCUUGGGCACAAGUACCAGAUGUCUGGGUUCUACGACCCCGCCAUGGAGUACCUCGAGACAUGGUACAACCCGAGAUUCGCCCACUGGAAGGCCGUCAAUUGUAUUUUUCUGAACGUCCCCCGUGGCUGGGACGAGACGUGCGCGAUCGGGGUGGUCAACAUCGCACGGCUGACGGGAAAGGCCUCCAUUCUUCCUUACGCGCUUCUAAGCUGCUGCCAGAUAGGUUCAGAGCUCCUCAAGGGACUUCGAUACGACGACGGGGAGCGCGAAACACUGUCGAUGGAGGAUUUGGUCAUCUGCCUUGCCGCCGGACGCCGCCUGGUUCACCGGGGAGCCGAAGUGCUUCUCAGCCUGAUCUAUGAUCAGCCGGACGAGCCGUGCCAAAGAGGGCAGGCGGAGACCGAAGGAGAUCCCUGUAUCCGAGGGCUCAGAUCGUUGUUGUCCGACCGCAUUGACGACGCAUCUUUCGGAGACCAAGACGCGCCUAGCCCUUUCGUGCUCCUAUGCCUGGACAGUUUUUGCGACGUAUGCUCGACGGUGGUAGAGGCGCAGUGCGACGCGUUCAACCUUGAGACGCUCUCGAAACUACCGUCGUUCUUCAAGAUCGGGGUCACUGGAGGGUGA
Molecule: messenger RNA, 1710 nt
Organism: Epithele typhae
Lineage: Eukaryota; Fungi; Basidiomycota; Agaricomycetes; Polyporales; Epitheliaceae
Exons: 4
Molecular function (GO): protein binding
Source: RefSeq, a predicted model, not a curated record